AUGGAUGUGACAGAAUCAUAUGGUAUCAGAUCAGAGAAUGUGAAGCAGAUGAGUUUUGCUAAUGAAGUUGAUGAAACGCUACCGGUGUUGGAUUCCAUACCAAUUCAAACAACUUCCGUACACGAAUCAGCAUCAGCGAAACUACGACCACCGACACGUCUUGUUCCUGUGCAGUUACCUAUUCAGAAGGCGAGUAUUUUAUUGUUUCCAGAUUAUUUUCAGUCUGUACAUAUUUUUUUCAUUUUCCACUUUUUUGUAGCAGAGAAUUCAUAG
This is a messenger RNA of Anisakis simplex (herring worm), 273 nucleotides long. The record is from the annotation of a GenBank genome assembly. Lineage: Eukaryota; Metazoa; Nematoda; Chromadorea; Rhabditida; Anisakidae.